AAGUACCCUUCCAGCAACCCUCGCAGAAGGUUAGUGUCCCCUCUACAUUGGCAAACCAGAUAUCAUCAGAGAUGACUGCGACAAAUCCGAUGGGCCGAGCGCCCUCCGUGCUGCUACAGACAGCGGUGAUUCACCUGUUAACUUUUAUAUCUCUACCGACACCAUUUUUUCAAACCGUCUCCGCUUCCGAACCUGCAGGAGCACGCAACUCCACGAGUCUUCCGCAGCUCCGAUUCCUGGGCCAUGGCGGUGACCGCACAGCCACGGCUGCGGAUCGCCAAGCCUUUGAGCAGACGGCGCAAAACAGCCUAGCGGCGCAGUUUUUGCGGUCGGUUGGCGGGAAGUGUGGUGUCUCUAUCAAAACGAAAUACGACCCCGGGUCGUUGUGCGCUAACGAGCCGUGGCGGGAGAGGUGCAAGAAGGGCGCCGUAACACCGUUGAAGCUGCGCAAAGCCGCACAGGCCGGCGGUCUGACCUGGCUGUACAACUGGGACGGCACCCUCAUCCCCGGCGGCCCCCACUCCGCCAGCGACGUGCACGCCGUGACGGGAGCGCAGUCCCCCGAUGCGUACCGGGACAACAAAUUGUUCUACGCGCCGAUGUUUUGGGGGGCGGGCAGCGGCGACCCGAGCGCGAAGAACUACGGCUUCGGGGCGGACGGCGGCGCGACGAAGGUGGCCAGCGUGGACGCGAGCACCAUUGCAGCGGGGAAUCUGGGCAAGGACUGCAAAUACAUCCUGCCCUUCGUGUUCGGGCAGAACGAACCGGACCACGACCCCUCGGCGGGCGGCUCCGCGAUGACCCCGGCGCAGGGGGUGGCGGAGUGGAAGGUCCAAACCAAGCGCGCCUACGAAACCGGGGGCUACAAGGAGUUUGUGGGCCCGCACGUCGCCUACGCACUGCCGCCACGGUACGGCAGCAACGUGUUCUCGGGAUAUAAAACAUGGUACGAGGACUUUCUGCUCCUGUUGGCUAACGACGCGUCUUCGCCCGGGUUUGGGGGCUUCGCGCACUGGAAGCAAACCAUUCACUACCUAGGGUACCACACCUAUCAGCCGACCUGCCAAAACGACGAAGGCGGGGCCCACGGGUACGCCAGCGUCUACGAGGAGUGGGACUACGAGUACCGAACCGGUAGCGUGAAAAAUCUCGCGAUCUGGUUUAACAAAAAUCACGGCUUCAACCUGCAGGGACUGUGGCUCACGGAGACAGCGCUGGGCCGCGGCAGUACCUACCUGAACUCGGCAGCAGCCUGCGCGCCGCGCGAAACGCAGAUGCACUACCUGGAGAAGAUUUUACCGCGGUACCUGAGUGACCCGUCGGUGAUCGGCAUUGCCUGGUUCAGCGCAGACGCGUUCCAGAGCGCCUACUACGAUCGGGACUCCACCUUGUGGAACAUGGAGACCGAGGAGCUGACGAACUUGGGGGCAAAAUACCUGCAAUUGUGUCGCGAGAACCAGGGCAGCGCAAUCCAAAACUACUGGACGCAGCGGGCGGUGGGAAGUGGCUCCACUCCGGCAACCUGCGUUCCAGCCGCGGCGACGCCAAGCCCGAGCCCA
Amoebophrya sp. A120 is the source of this 1559-nucleotide messenger RNA. The record is from the annotation of a GenBank genome assembly. NCBI's taxonomy places the organism in Eukaryota, Dinophyceae, Syndiniales, Amoebophryaceae.